AUGAGGCAGCCGGAGAUGUCCCAUUCUGCUGUCCACCACCAAGGUGACAACCCACUGAUCACCGCUUAUUUUCCCGACUCAAUACCUGCCGCUCCUCCGGCUGCACAUAUAACCUCGGACUCACCUCCAUUAUCGCCCACCCAGCGUCAUCUCCACGGAGUGGAGAGCUCCCCUCCGUCGGAUCGGGACUCCGGUUACGAUACCCUUUACCCUCAGCCGUCAGACUCCCAUACGCAGCAGUAUCACCAUCCUUCCCGCCGGCAGAGUAUCCCCAGCCCGCACCAAGGGUCCGUGGACACUGGAUACCCUUCCAGUGCGGAGCCCAUCAUCGUGCCAGAGACGGUUGUCGCGGCGCCUUAUCUGGAGAACGGCUCCCUGGUAACCCGAGCUUCGAUGACGAGCGAGGCGGUGCGCAAAGAAGGGCGCGGUCGGGGCAGUUGGACUGACCAUUCCUCGUAUAUGUCGGGCGACAAUCACUUGAAUGGCGCAGCUCGAGUGCACAAACGAGCGAUCGUGGAGGACAUCACCCCUGAGGAGGAAGAGCCUGAUGCGCUCCUGAUGUUGUUCCGACUCUCCAUCCCUGUUCCUAUCUUCUCCUUCAUCGCAUCCUUUUAUACUGUCUUCGGUCUUCUCUUCGUCCUCCUCGUUUCCCCCCUCCGCCUCUGUACCUGCAUUCGAUACCUGCGAACUACGUCUUUCCGUGCCCAACUAUGCGACCUUUUAGUACCACAGUUACACAUCCACGAGCGGUUGGUCUGCCUGCGACGGUCGUCGAAGCGAUCGGCAUCCACGCAACCGAUCUAUGAUCCGGAGGGGUCGUUUGUGGACGAGCCAAUAGAAUCAUACACGAUCGGCGGGCUGAUCUCGGUCCUGCUGCUGUCGCCCUUCUUUUCGAUCGCGAUUCUCCUGCCCGCUUGGAUCGCCGCAUUUUUCUGGAUCUUCUCCAUGGUGAUGGGCAAUCCCGACGGCACGGAGCGUAAAGACGAUGGUCGCGCCGCGGUCCUCGGGGUCAGCAGAUGGUGGCACUUAUGGCUGGGAAAAGCCCGGAAGUCGCCGUCCUAG
Molecule: messenger RNA, 1062 nt
Organism: Aspergillus aculeatus ATCC 16872
Lineage: Eukaryota; Fungi; Ascomycota; Eurotiomycetes; Eurotiales; Aspergillaceae
Exons: 2
Coding region: 1-1062 (353 amino acids)
Source: RefSeq, a predicted model, not a curated record